AACAAUUAGUCCGAUCGCCGCGGUCUUCGCCGCCGAUCAUCAGACUCAGUUUGCAGUUUCCUCUACCUCCUCGUCGACGUGAAUGAUUGACUGAAGACGCCCUGCCAAACUCUAACUGUAACGGUGUUUCGAGUUUGGCAGUGGUUUCCGUGCCACACAGAUUAAUGGCGCAGCAUUUUCCUAGUGCCCGGUCACGUGUUUUGACUUCCACUGGCAGCAGUAUUUACUAUUGACUCCACCGGCCGUGACAAUCCAAAAUGCCUCGUGCAACUUCAGGACGUUUCUCGCGUGCCCACCAGCCAUCAAUAAAAUCAGCCGCUGCAUCAUCUUCAUCCAAAAACCACAGUGCAAAUGAAGGGACUUCAGCCGGCGUCCGUAACCCAAUAUUCAAUACAGAAAGAUUCGGGCAACAUAUCUUGAAGAAUCCGCAGAUUGCUCAAACGUACGCUCACAAUUCUCAUGCGAACCUUCGCCCCACGGAUAAAGUCCUCGAAGUUGGCCCUGGUACAGGUAACCUUACUGUCAAGAUUCUCGAACAAGCCAAAAAUGUUACUGCUGUGGAGAUGGACCCACGGAUGGCAGCUGAAUUAACGAAGCGAGUCCAGGGGCAACCAGAACAACGAAAACUCGACAUAAUCAUCGGAGACUUUGUAAAAAGCGGAUCUCCCAUAUUUCGAUGUAUAGAAUUUGCCAUGAGGCUUGUUGCUCAGCCCGGGACAGAGCUCUGGUCGCGGUUAUCUGCGAACGUACAGCUUUAUUCAAAGGUAGACCUAGUUAUGCACGUCGGCAAAAAUAACUUCCGACCAGCACCGCAAAUUGAGUCGUCAGUGGUUCGACUGGUACCUCUCGAUCCUCCUCCCCCCAUCAAGUUCGAGGAAUUCGAUGGGCUGGGUAGAAUCAUCUUUUCGAGGCGAAAUAAAACGGUGCAUGCUACAUUCAUGGCAAAAGGGGUCAUCGAGAUGCUGGAACAAAACUGGAGAACGUGGUGCUCGACUCAAAAUAAGAUAAUCGAUGACGACACAAACAUGAAAGCUAAAGUAGAAGAAGUCCUCAGCUCAUCGGGUUACUCGGAACAGCGGGCAGCCAAGAUGACCCUUGACGAUCUUCUAAAACUGCUAUCCGCAUUUCAUGACGAGGGCAUACAUUUUGCUUGAUAGAACGUUUAUCGGAUGUAUUGUAUUAGGCUGGCGAAUAUACG
Messenger RNA from Suillus subalutaceus, 1198 nucleotides. Its product is annotated as S-adenosyl-L-methionine-dependent methyltransferase. NCBI's taxonomy places the organism in Eukaryota, Fungi, Basidiomycota, Agaricomycetes, Boletales, Suillaceae. Gene Ontology annotation, molecular function: rRNA (adenine-N6,N6-)-dimethyltransferase activity. Gene Ontology annotation, biological process: rRNA methylation. The transcript is spliced from 6 exons. Gene Ontology annotation, cellular component: mitochondrial matrix. Bases 258 to 1154 code for a protein of 298 amino acids. The record is from RefSeq and is a predicted model, not a curated record.